Messenger RNA from Aricia agestis (brown argus), 1391 nucleotides. RefSeq lists its product as uncharacterized. Bases 11 to 1192 code for a protein of 393 amino acids. Lineage: Eukaryota; Metazoa; Arthropoda; Insecta; Lepidoptera; Lycaenidae. The transcript is spliced from 2 exons. The record is from RefSeq and is a predicted model, not a curated record.
UUUUAGAAAAAUGCCUUUUAAAAUAGUGGAGACCACAGAAAAUGGUAAUUCUUUAUUAACAACUGUCCCAGCUAAUUGGGAACAUCGCGGAACAUUAUAUUGGCCACGGAAGAAUGAGGCUAUUUUGAUUAAGGCUGAGGAUUCUACACCAGAAAUAAAUUGGAAAUCGAUGCCAUGUAUCGUGAAGCGAAAUAAUAUUCCCAAUUAUGAAAGUUCCGAACAACAAAUUGCUCUUAUGUCGGAUAUGUCCGACACGGAUACGGACCAGGAGAUCAUUGCAAAAACCCAAAGACCUAACAAAACCACUACACAAAUAAAUUUGAACGACCUGGUAAAUAGCUGUCUAUCGGAAAAUACUAGUGACGUUGUGUUAAAUAAUCAAAAUGCCAGUAUUGGAGCCAUUGAAGUUAUAGAAAUACCCUACGAUCAAGCCACUGAGACCACAGGAGCCCCAGAAAGUAAUUCUGAAAAACAAGACAAUAUAGCCCAAAAGCUCGACCAAUUAAUAAGUGUGGCAUCAGCAAACGAAAUAAAUAUUCAAGUACUAUUUGAUAAUCAACAAAGUAUUCUACAAAAACUUGCUUUAUUGGACACUAAAUUAGAAGAAUUAGUGACUCGUAUUUUGGUACCAGUAACAGAUUUUAAUCGUCAGGACAAUAAUAAAGACAAUUUCAAAAUUAUAAGUAACCUACAGGAACUCACAAGUUUAGAGGAACGUUUAAAUAAUCCGCAAGCUGAAGAAAAUAUUAUAAAGCUACUUUCUGUAACUUGUACGAAAGGCAGAGGUCGCGCAUAUAAUAACGCUUACGCCUUGGUGGAUGCCAUGUUCACUCGGCAAUUUAUGACCCAAUGUUCUUGGUCUGGAGGUUCUAGAGGAGACCCAAAAAUAUGUUUUAAAUCUUAUAAUAAAACUAUAACAUUAUUUUUUAAAAUAAUACACCAAUCUGACAAUAACUUCACAAUACCAGACUGCGAAUUAUUUUUUAAAAAGGUUAUGAGGCACGCUAUUAAAAGAAAUGAAUGCAGAAUGCUGAGGGCUUCUGCUCAAAAGAACAGACCAAAACGAGUUAAAGUGUUGCAAGAAAAUAAUCACCAGUCAGUUGUAGAGCAACAUAAUGUCCUGAAUGGAGAGCAAGAAAAUACACCACCACUUCAGAAAGAAACUAACUCACCACUUGAUUUAACCAGCUAGAUUCAAAUCAAGUGGUGAUCGUGUGAUGGUCGCGAAUACGGACGGUCACGAUAAAGCACCCACCCCCUCUCAUUCCAUCGAAUAUAUCAAUUCCACGGUGGCUAUUUGAUUAUUUGCCUAUUUGUUCGGUUGUUCGAUAAUAUAAAGUUUAAAGUUUCCUGUUUAUUUAUAUUUUUUAUGUUAGUUUUGAAAACUUUUC